This is a messenger RNA of Sporothrix schenckii 1099-18, 726 nucleotides long. RefSeq lists its product as uncharacterized. The record is from RefSeq and is a predicted model, not a curated record. Lineage: Eukaryota; Fungi; Ascomycota; Sordariomycetes; Ophiostomatales; Ophiostomataceae. The transcript is spliced from 3 exons. Gene Ontology annotation, molecular function: RNA binding; structural constituent of ribosome. Gene Ontology annotation, cellular component: cytosolic small ribosomal subunit; ribosome. Bases 1 to 726 code for a protein of 241 amino acids. Gene Ontology annotation, biological process: translation.
AUGGGUAAGGGAAUAAGGAAGGGGAGGAGAAGAAAGGAUGGAGAGAGGGCAUUGUCACUGGCCAUUGCGGCGAGUGGACGUGGAGGACGGAAAGAGAACCAAAAACAGGACGACGAGACACAUCACGAACAUCAACUGACUCUUGCUCUCCCCUCCUUCAGGAAGAAGCACCAGAAGCGCCUUAGCGCGCCCUCGCACUGGCUCCUGGACAAACUGUCCGGUGUCUACGCACCCAAGGCCUCCCCCGGCCCGCACAAGUCCCGCGAGUGCCUGCCGCUCAUCAUCUUCCUGCGCAACCGCCUCAAGUACGCGCUCAACUUCCGCGAGACGCGCGCCAUCCUGCAGCAGCGCCUGAUCAAGGUCGACCACAAGGUCCGCACGGACAUGACCUACCCCACUGGCUUCAUGGACGUCAUCGGCAUCGAGAAGACCGGCGAGAACUUCCGCCUGAUCUACGACACCAAGGGCCGCUUCACCGUCCACCGCAUCCAGGAGGAGGAGGCUGAGUACAAGCUCGGCAAGGUCCGCCGCGUCCAGCUCGGCCGCGGUGGCAUUCCAUUCUUGGUUACGCAUGAUGCGAGAACAAAACGAUCUCUUUCUCUGCAAUCUAUCAGCCGUUGGAUCAAGCUUUGGAAGGCCGCUCGACGGGGACGAGGAUACGGGCAAAAGAAGGCUCCAUUGGAAAAAGAGAGAAUGAGCAGGAAUGAAAGAGGAGAUGAGAGGUGA